Molecule: messenger RNA, 2635 nt
Organism: Sander lucioperca (pikeperch)
Lineage: Eukaryota; Metazoa; Chordata; Actinopteri; Perciformes; Percidae
Gene: inhbab
Product: inhibin subunit beta Ab
Exons: 2
Coding region: 912-2369 (485 amino acids)
Biological process (GO): BMP signaling pathway; SMAD protein signal transduction
Cellular component (GO): extracellular region
Molecular function (GO): cytokine activity; growth factor activity
Source: RefSeq, a predicted model, not a curated record
UCCUCCUCUUCUGUCGUGACGUUCGUUCAGGAGGAAACACCACAAACAGUCCGCAGAUAUUCUGAGACUUCUCUCAAAGUAUGUGUGUGUGUGUGUGUGUGUGUGUGUGUGUGUGUGUGUGUGUGUGUGUGUGUGUGUGUGUGUGUGUGUGUGUGUAUGUGUGUGUGUGUGUGUGUGUGUGUCACAGGGAAUACCUCUGUUUGAAUGGAGGGAGGGAUUUAACAGGCAGAGAGGUAUAAUUACAGAAAGAGAGCAGAGACGGAGAGUAGAGUGACCCUGCAGCGUUCAGUCUGAUCAGACCACCGAACAACUGGGACCAUCAAACCUUCUGGACCAGAACUAUCUGCUUUUUCUAUUGCUCUAUUUUUAAUCAGACCCAAACACAGGAAUGAUCGUGGAUGUGUUUGUUUUCAGCAGUGAUUCAGAAUGAAAAUCUGCAGAAUUGAUAUUACUGUUGUUCUUGUUGUUUGGGACUUUCUGAGUUUUAUUUUAACUUUCUUUAUUUCUUUUAAAUCUGCGGGACAUUCUGUGUUUGCAGAUUCUGUGUGGCUCUGCUGAUAAUUAGCAUUUCUGUAAAUGUGCCGGUGAUGUCCUUUGGAGAGCAGAGCAACAGGAAACCACAAGACAUUAGUACAGGUUCAGAUCAGGACCAUCAGAACCAUCAGGACCAUCAGAACCCGACCAGCUUCUCUGGGAGGAUUUCCAACUUGUCAGCUGCUGAACUAUUUGUGUUUCUUUUGGACCAACCUCUAUAAUUUACAGAGAAAAAACAAUUACCCCCAAGAGCAAGCAUUUGGUGCAACAGUGGCGAAGAAAAACUCCCUUUAAACAGAAGAAACCUCUCAGACCCAGACAGAGACUUUCAGACUCUGCUGAUAUAGUCUCUGCUUUUAGACUCAACUCUUCUGUCCAUGUUGGAGCAUCAGUGUCAGUCCGAAAACAUCAUGUCUUCUCUCUUUUCUGCCUUCUUCUUCCUGGCCAUCGGCCUUCUCGUCGACGCCUCUCCGGCCGUCUCUCUGACUCCAGUGUCUCCAGUGUCUCCAGUGUCCCCAGUGUCUGUAGUGUCUCCAGCGUCUCCAGUAUCUCCAGUGUCCCCAGCGUCUCCAGUGUCUCCAGCGUCUCCAGUGUCUCCAGUGUCUCCAGUGUCUCCAGUGUCUCCAGUGUUUCCAGCAUCCCCAGCGUCUCCAGUGUCUCCAGUGUCUCCAGUGUCUCCAGUGUUUCCAGCGUCCCCAGCGUCUCCAGUGUUUCCAGCGUCUCCAGUGUCUCCAGUGUCUCCAGCGUCCCCACCAUCUCUGGCCUGUCCGUCCUGCUCCCUGCCUCAGAUGAGGAGGAACUCGUCCUCGCCGGGCGGACAGAGCGACAUGGUGGAGGCAGUGAAGCGUCACAUUCUCAACAUGCUGCACCUAAGCAGCCGGCCCAACCUGACGCAGCUCGUCCCCCGCGCCGCGCUGCUCAACGCCAUCCAGAAGCUGCACGUGGGCCGCGUGGCUGAGGACGGCAGCGUGGAGAUCCAGGAGGACGGCUGGGGCCCUGGGGCCUCGACGCCACCCGAACCCACGUCUGAAAUCAUCAUCUUCGCUGAGCCAGGAGCCUCCCCGGACACGGUGACCUUUGACCUCUCUCAGGACGGCAGUGGCUCGCCGCUGGUGGAGCAGGCCAAUGUCUGGAUCUUCCUGAAGAUGCCGAAGGGAAAGCGACUGAGCGGCAAAGUGUUGCUGCGGCUGCUGCAGCGUCACCGUGACAACGGUGGCGAUGAGAAUGAGGAAUGUGUUUCGGAGAAGCUGGUGGACGCUCGGCGCAGCGGCUGGCACACACUCGCCGUCUCCCGCGGCGUCCAGACGCUGCUGGACGCGGGCGGCGGCUCGCUCAGCCUGCGGGUCUCCUGCCCGCUGUGUGCCGACGCUUCGCCCGUUUUGGCGCUGGGCGGGCACACCGGCGCCCGGGACCAGUCCCACCGGCCGUUCCUCAUGGCGGUGCUGCGAGCCCCAGAGGAGGGGAUGCAGCGGCGAGUCAAACGAGGUCUGGAGUGCGACGGGAAAAUACGCGUCUGCUGCAAACGUCAGUUUUACGUGAACUUCAAAGACAUCGGCUGGAAUGACUGGAUUAUCGCUCCGUCCGGUUACCAUGCCAACUACUGCGAGGGAGAGUGUCCCAGCCACAUGGCGGGCUUCAGCGGCUCAGCGCUGUCAUUCCACUCAACGGUCAUCAACCAUUACCGCAUGCGGGGCUACAGCCCGUUUCAGAACAUGAGGUCGUGCUGCGUUCCCACGCGGCUGCGGGCCAUGUCCAUGCUCUACUACAACGAAGAGCAGAAGAUCAUCAAGAAAGACAUCCAGAACAUGAUCGUAGAGGAGUGCGGCUGCUCGUAAACACUCACGCAGACCGUAGAAACAGGAACAAUAUCAGCUCAGCACUUUCACCAUAACAAUUAAGUAUUUAUGUUUAGUGACUACGCAUUUUUUCCACAUUGGAACGACCUGAGAACACUAUGCAACAUCUCCUGCAAACUCAAACGACAACUCUUCGUAUUUCUGUUGUUUUCUGCUGUAUUCUGUUGUUUUCAGCUGUAUUCUGUUGUUUUCUGCUGUUUUCAGCUGUAUUCUAUUGUUUUCAGCUGUAUUCUGUUGUUUUCAGC